Messenger RNA from Lobosporangium transversale, 1320 nucleotides. Its product is annotated as mitochondrial carrier domain-containing protein. Gene Ontology annotation, molecular function: transmembrane transporter activity. The record is from RefSeq and is a predicted model, not a curated record. Gene Ontology annotation, biological process: transport. Lineage: Eukaryota; Fungi; Mortierellomycota; Mortierellomycetes; Mortierellales; Mortierellaceae. The transcript is spliced from 9 exons. The coding region runs from base 177 to 1166 and encodes 329 amino acids.
AGUUGCUCUUCACUCCCCAUUCCUCAUUCCUUACUUUCACUCUUCACUCUCCACUCUUCACUCUCCACCCUUCACUCUCCACCCUUCACUCUCCACUCUCCACUCUUCACUCUUCACUCUUCACUCUCCACUCUCUCAUUCCAUUCCAAUUUCCUUUACUUUCAUUCUCAUCCCUCAUGUCAGCACAAACUGCUCCAACUUCAGCAUCCCUGACUAUUACUGCUGUGCCUGGAUCAUCGCCGCCCGUUUCAGUUACAAAAACAUCAGUAACACAGCCACGAGUGAUAGUAGGGGAAGAUAAACGAAACCAGAAAAAAUCACAUGGCUUUAUUGCCGGUGUCUUCUCGGGCAUCACCAAGUUGAUUGUUGGACACCCUUUUGACACAAUCAAAGUGCGCAUGCAGACAUCAGGGGCAAAUCAAUUCCAAGGACCUUUGCAAUGUCUUACAGAGACAAUCAAGAAAGAGGGUCCUCGAGCUUUGUAUAAGGGUGCUACUCCACCUUUGAUCGGAUGGGCAUUUAUGGACAGCCUCAUGCUUGGAUCUCUAUCAUACUACAAACUGAUGCUACAAGGAGGAGACCCUAACGUUAAACUGACACCAUUCUAUAAUGGUCUUGCUGGCAUUGGCGCUGGAGUUACUGUCUCAUUUCUUGCAGCGCCUAUCGAACACGUCAAGGCUCGUCUUCAGGUCCAAUACGAUGCCAAGACGAAGCUUUAUAAUGGGCCUAUUGACUGUGCUAGACAGUUGAUCAAGAACAAUGGGGUCACUGGGCUCUGGAAGGGAUUGGUGGCAACGCUCUGGUUCCGAAGCUGGUUUUUCAUGUGGUGGAGCAGUUACGAGAUAUUCGCCGCUGAAUUCCGCAAGAGAACCAACAUGUCCGAGGCAGCCAUCAACUUUUGGGCAGGAGGACUCGGUGCCAAUACUUUCUGGGUUUUUGCUUUCCCUUGUGAUGUGGUCAAAAACAAAAUCAUGACUCAACCCGACGUCAAGAACCCGCCCUUUCCAACCAUCGUCAGUUGUUUCAAGCAUGUGUACAAGACAGAAGGACUCAGGGGAUUCUACAGAGGGUUUGUGCCAUGCUUGCUCCGUGCAUUCCCAACAAAUGCCUGUGCGCUUACCUCGUUCGAAUUGAUCAUGCGAUGGCUCAGGAAGAUUGACGAAUAAGAAUUUAAAAAAAAAGAGUCAGUGUUGACACAUGUAGAAAUGGAUCGAAAGAAAGAAAGAAAAAAGCAUAUUAUUAUCAUGACAAGCUCAGUGUACCUAUCUCAAUUAUAUAGAUUUCGUAUUAUAUCAAAUAUACCCUUCGGCAAUGUCUCUG